UGAGUACAUAAACCAGUAAGAGGAGGAGAAUAACAGAAACUAGUUAGAGGAGGAGAAUAGCACGGAAGAAAAGAAAGAGUACCAUUGACAAUGGCGUCGGUGGCAGAAUCACCGGAAUCUGAGACACACCCAGCAUCCGACGACUACCCCAAAAUCAACAAUCCUCAAAUCUUUAAUCAAACGACGCCGUUUAUUGAUUACGCUGCUGCGCAAGCCCAGCUUUACCACCGGGUCUUCAACGACAGGGUUGAUUCAACAAUUGAUGCUGCAAAAUCCCGUUUCGCCCAAAUCCGCUCUACCUCUUACGCUCAUUUUAACCAGACCUUGGAUUCUUUGGAUGACCUCAAGUCUCAGUACAAUGCUUAUGAAGAUCUUUUGUUUGGAAAGAUCAAAGAGGGUGUACUUAUUGCCGCUUCGCAUCCGUUGAUUACAUGUGGAGCUGCUGCUGCCCUGGGUCUUGUGGUACUUAAGAGGCCUCGGCAGGUCUUGUACUAUAACACUUUGCGCCUUUUGGUCAAUGAAGAGGUGAGUAAUGACCUCAUUAUAUCUCUUGACUUUUCAGGGAGAAAGAUGCCGGAUUUUAGUUUAAUUAAUCACGACUUGUAUGUUUAUCAAAGAUGGUGGAACACAUUCGAUUACUAUGCUGUUAUAAGUACCAUCUCUUGAAUGCUAGUGAAUAUA
Molecule: messenger RNA, 681 nt
Organism: Vigna umbellata (rice bean)
Lineage: Eukaryota; Viridiplantae; Streptophyta; Magnoliopsida; Fabales; Fabaceae
Source: RefSeq, a predicted model, not a curated record